Homo sapiens (human) is the source of this 5919-nucleotide messenger RNA. It is a transcript of the gene LY9, whose product is annotated as lymphocyte antigen 9. The record is from RefSeq and is a predicted model, not a curated record. Gene Ontology annotation, cellular component: membrane; plasma membrane; cell surface. NCBI's taxonomy places the organism in Eukaryota, Metazoa, Chordata, Mammalia, Primates, Hominidae. The coding region runs from base 15 to 2009 and encodes 664 amino acids. The transcript has 9 exons.
GAAAAUAGAUCAUCAUGGUGGCACCAAAGAGUCACACAGAUGACUGGGCUCCUGGGCCUUUCUCCAGUAAGCCACAGAGGAGUCAGCUGCAAAUAUUCUCUUCUGUUCUACAGACCUCUCUCCUCUUCCUGCUCAUGGGACUAAGAGCCUCUGGAAAGGACUCAGCCCCAACAGUGGUGUCAGGGAUCCUAGGGGGUUCCGUGACUCUCCCCCUAAACAUCUCAGUAGACACAGAGAUUGAGAACGUCAUCUGGAUUGGUCCCAAAAAUGCUCUUGCUUUCGCACGUCCCAAAGAAAAUGUAACCAUUAUGGUCAAAAGCUACCUGGGCCGACUAGACAUCACCAAGUGGAGUUACUCCCUGUGCAUCAGCAAUCUGACUCUGAAUGAUGCAGGAUCCUACAAAGCCCAGAUAAACCAAAGGAAUUUUGAAGUCACCACUGAGGAGGAAUUCACCCUGUUCGUCUAUGAGCAGCUGCAGGAGCCCCAAGUCACCAUGAAGUCUGUGAAGGUGUCUGAGAACUUCUCCUGUAACAUCACUCUAAUGUGCUCCGUGAAGGGGGCAGAGAAAAGUGUUCUGUACAGCUGGACCCCAAGGGAACCCCAUGCUUCUGAGUCCAAUGGAGGCUCCAUUCUUACCGUCUCCCGAACACCAUGUGACCCAGACCUGCCAUACAUCUGCACAGCCCAGAACCCCGUCAGCCAGAGAAGCUCCCUCCCUGUCCAUGUUGGGCAGUUCUGUACAGAUCCAGGAGCCUCCAGAGGAGGAACAACGGGGGAGACUGUGGUAGGGGUCCUGGGAGAGCCAGUCACCCUGCCACUUGCACUCCCAGCCUGCCGGGACACAGAGAAGGUUGUCUGGUUGUUUAACACAUCCAUCAUUAGCAAAGAGAGGGAAGAAGCAGCAACGGCAGAUCCACUCAUUAAAUCCAGGGAUCCUUACAAGAACAGGGUGUGGGUCUCCAGCCAGGACUGCUCCCUGAAGAUCAGCCAGCUGAAGAUAGAGGACGCCGGCCCCUACCAUGCCUACGUGUGCUCAGAGGCCUCCAGCGUCACCAGCAUGACACAUGUCACCCUGCUCAUCUACCGCAGGCUGAGGAAGCCCAAAAUCACGUGGAGCCUCAGGCACAGUGAGGAUGGCAUCUGCAGGAUCAGCCUGACCUGCUCCGUGGAGGACGGGGGAAACACUGUCAUGUACACAUGGACCCCGCUGCAGAAGGAAGCUGUUGUGUCCCAAGGGGAAUCACACCUCAAUGUCUCAUGGAGAAGCAGUGAAAAUCACCCCAACCUCACAUGCACAGCCAGCAACCCUGUCAGCAGGAGUUCCCACCAGUUUCUUUCUGAGAACAUCUGUUCAGGACCUGAGAGAAACACAAAGCUUUGGAUUGGGUUGUUCCUGAUGGUUUGCCUUCUGUGCGUUGGGAUCUUCAGCUGGUGCAUUUGGAAGCGAAAAGGACGGUGUUCAGUCCCAGCCUUCUGUUCCAGCCAAGCUGAGGCCCCAGCGGAUACACCAGAACCCACAGCUGGCCACACGCUAUACUCUGUGCUCUCCCAAGGAUAUGAGAAGCUGGACACUCCCCUCAGGCCUGCCAGGCAACAGCCUACACCCACCUCAGACAGCAGCUCUGACAGCAACCUCACAACUGAGGAGGAUGAGGACAGGCCUGAGGUGCACAAGCCCAUCAGUGGAAGAUAUGAGGUAUUUGACCAGGUCACUCAGGAGGGCGCUGGACAUGACCCAGCCCCUGAGGGCCAAGCAGACUAUGAUCCCGUCACUCCAUAUGUCACGGAAGUUGAGUCUGUGGUUGGAGAGAACACCAUGUAUGCACAAGUGUUCAACUUACAGGGAAAGACCCCAGUUUCUCAGAAGGAAGAGAGCUCAGCCACAAUCUACUGCUCCAUACGGAAACCUCAGGUGGUGAGAACUACAUUCUCUGUAUCCCAAGGCCCACAGAGUGAGGAACUAUUCCUUAGACCCUUUGAACUGAAAAUCCGAGAUUCCCAUGGCUAAGGAUCUUAAAUUCUACCCACUAUGCACCCCUCAGAUACAUUCCAUGGUCAACAGAGAUGCAUAAACAAAUAUUCCUGACAUCUGUGUGACCAAAGGCUGAACAUUUCUAAUUGAUUUAAUAAUAUCUUAUGUUGGUUAUUUUUAACACUGACCUGAAUGACAGCUUAUACACUCAAACAAGGUAGGGUCUUUAUAGCUUUUUAAAUCUAUCUCUAACCCUAAUCCUAAUCUACCUAAAUGACAACUUCUCAAAACCAUUGAAAAUUAGCUAACAAUUUAACAACAAGAAUUUUUGGAAAAUACACCACCACCUACAGUACAUUAGUUUUAUUCUAGUGUUUAAAAAAAUCCCAGCCGGGCGCGGUGGCUCAUACCUGUAAUCCCAGCACUUUGGGAGGCCAAGGCGGGUGGAUCACAAGGUCAGGAGAUGGAGACCAUCCUGGCUAACAUGGUGAAACUCCGUCUCUACUAAAAAUACAAAAAAAAUUAGCCAGGCGUGGUGGCAGGCGCCUGUAGUUCCAACUACUCAGAGACUGAGGCAGGAGAAUGGCGUGAACCCAGGAGGCAGAGCUUACAGUGAGCCAAGUUCGUGCCACUGCACUCCAGCCUGGGCAACAGAACAAGACUCCAUCUCAAAAAAAAAAAAAAAAAAAAAAUUCCCAGCCUGGGCAACAUGGUGAAACCCUGUCUUUAUAAAAAGUUCAAAAAAAAUUACCCAGGCCUGUGGUGGUACACACCUGUAGUCCCAGCUACUUAGGACACUUAAGUGGGAGGACCGCUUGAGCCGGGGAGUUCAAGGCUGCAGUGAGCCAAGAUCAUGCCACUGAAAUCUAGCCUGGGUGACAGAGUGAGACCAUGUCUUAAAAAAAAAAAAAAAUCCCUUACAGGUAGAAUUUAUCAUUAAAUAAUCAUAAUGAUAAUAAUAACUGACUUGCUUUUAUAUGAAGUUUUGCAGUUACAAUACCUUGAUACACAUUCUUCUUUGAUCUUUGUAAUACUUCUAGAAAAGUGUUGUCAUCCACAUUUUAUAGCCAAAGAAACAGAUUCAAGGAAGUUAAUUUUGCCUAAGGUGACAAAGAUAGUACUUGGAAGUUCCAGUAUUAAGAACCAUGAGGCGUUUUAAGAUCAUCCUGAGUAAUCUUAAAUAAUUCACCUUGAUCUGGCUGUCCAUUUCAUUUUCACUUUCCUGAAAACAUCGUGUCCAUUCAUACUUUUGCUUUCAAAUCUCCCCCAAAUUCCCUCCCUAUAACAUAUUCAAAAAAAUAUUUUUUAAAAAACUCUCGGCUGGGCGUGGUGGCUCAUGCCUGUAAUCCCAGCACUUUGGGAGGCCGAGGCAGGUGGAUCACCUGAGGUCAGGAGUUCAAGACCAGCCUGGCCAACAUGGUAAAACCCCAUCUCUACUAAAAAUAUUAAAAUUACCUGAAUGUGGUGGCAGGCACCUGUAAUCCCAGCUACUCAGGAGGCUGAGGCAGGAGAAUUGCUUGAACCCAGGAGGUGGAGGUUGCGGUGAGCAGAGAUCACACCAUUGCACUCCAGCCUGGGCAACAAGAGCAAAACUCCAUCUCAAAAAAAAAGAAAAGACUACAGUUGACCCUUGAACAAUUCAGGGGUUUAGGAGUGCCAACCCCACCCCACUCCAUGCAAUCAAAAAUCAUUCUAUAACUUUGACUCUCCAGAACUUAACUACUAACAGCCUACUGUUGACCAGAAGCCUUACCAAAAACAUAAACAUUUGAUUAACACAUAUUUUGCAUGUUACGUGUAUUAUAUACUGUAUUCUUACAAUAAAGUAAGCUAGAGAAAAGAAAUUAUUAAGAAAAUCAUAAGGAAGAUAAAAUAUGUAUACUAUUCAUUAAGUGGAAUUGGAUCAUUGUAAAGGUCUUCAUCCUCACCUUCACAUUGAGUAGGCUGAGGAGGAAGAGGAAGGGUUGGUCUUGUUCUUUCAAGAGUGGUAGAGGUAAAAGAGGUAGAGGAGGUAAAAGGGGAGGCAGGAGAGGCAGGCACACUCAGUGUGAUGUUUAUUGAAAAAAAAUCUGCAUAUAAGUGGCCAUGCAGUUCAAACAUAUGUUGCACUUAUGCCUGGUGUUCCAUUAUUGGAACACUAAGCGUGUAGGAGUUAUUUAUAUUCUACUGCUCAAGAUCAUCACCAGGGUCUGAUUUUUCACUCAUGCACAAAUUCAAAAAAUUGCAACCUCCUGCGUAAAUGGGUUAAAGUUACUUGACUACUUAAUAAAUUGUAUGCACAGUUCCUAAGGGUUUUUCAGAAGCUGAAGGUGGGGGAUAUCACUGCACUGUGGUAAAGAGGAAACACAUCAUGAAAAAGGAAUUUGGGUUGGGCCUUAAAAGAUGGAUAGAAUUUGCUCAGUAAACACUUGUUGGGAUGUGUGGUUUGGUUCAACCAUCAUCCAUCUCAUCCUGACUUCUAGACAGUAGUCUAAUGCUUAGCCAGCUAGAGACUUUGCCUUGGAACCUAAGGCCAAAUCUGUGCUGUUCACUGCAUUCCCAGAGCUGCUUUCUACUCUGGCCUGGCCCUUUGUGUUUGGGUCAAUACCGGUCAAACUUAAAGUCAGUCCCUGCUCUGAGUUUCAGAAUGACCACCACAUGUCUGGUCAGUCCUGCAAGGCACACACACUACCCUGGAGACUGAGACCCCUGAAACCACCUCACUUACAGUGUAAGUUGAAAUCAUUGCAUUUCCUGAGCCAAACUCUUGACAACUAUAUCUUUUGUCUUCAGAAUUGUCAGGACCAGGAAUUCUGGUUUUGGAUCUCUGAAGGCCAUUAUUGCCUACUUGAUCUGGAAAUUCUCAAACCUACUUUAGUUCUUAUUUCUGAUAUACCUCUCUGUACAACAUCUCAAAGGUUUAUGCUAUCCCCAAGCUGUUGCUGGUACCCAACCUCCCGCUCCUCUGGGUCAGCACAGAGCUUAUCUGCUCUUUAGAGCCUUCCCUGAACACUCUCAGACAGGGAAGCCUAAGAACCCUUGGGAACAGCUUGGGGACUAAUGGUCUGGACCAUUACUUUGGAACUUAACCUCUGCCAUCUAAAUUAUCUUCUUAUAAAUGUUCGUUUUGUUUCUCCAGCUAGGGCAGAGAUUGGAAUCAUUUGACAGUAGCUUCGUGAGGGCAAGCCCCUUCAUUGUCAUUUUUUUAUCCCCUGGAUUUGCUGCACUAAACUGUCUUGUGUUGUCCUUGCAGAGAGUCCAGCCCACAGCCUUUCCUAUUAGGAGCCUCCAUAAAUGCUUGGCAUCAGGCUGGUUGAUUGCGCCAUCCCUGGGCCAGCACAUAUGACUCUACUUCUGUAGGAUGGACCAGUCAUAGCCUGGCCUUGCCUUCCUCUUUCAUCAGCCUCACUCUUCCAAGGCUUUAUUAACCAUAUUCUUUUGUGGAUUUUUGGCUCACAGGUGGUGCCACCACCACAACAGAAUGAUCUUGAGAUUCCUGAAAGUCCUACCUAUGAAAAUUUCACCUGAAAGGAAAAGCAGCUGCUGCCUCUCUCCUGGGACCGUGGGGUUGGAAAGUCAGCUGGACCUCAUGGGGCCUGGGGCUCACAGACAGAAGCACCUCAGAAUUUCCUUCAGUGCCUCAGAGAUGCCUGGAUGUGGCCCCUCCCCCUCCUUCUCACCCUUAAGGACUCCCAAACCCAUUAAUAGUUCAGACACAGGCUCCUUCUUGGAGCCUAUGGGCUUCAGAUGUCUUUGCCCCAUUUGUCACCUCGCACACUUAUAGCGUUUCCUCCUCGAAAUUCUACCAAGACUGGUCAAAUGUUGCUGAGGGGCCUGGACCAGCUGUCCUUUACACCACCUUCUCAACACUGCUGAAAAGAACCCAAGAGAAUUGUCACACAUGACACAAGAUGUACAUAAUAUCAUGCUCACUGCAGUGUUAUUUAAAAUAAAAGGCAGGAAAUAA